This is a messenger RNA of Cajanus cajan (pigeon pea), 1474 nucleotides long. The record is from RefSeq and is a predicted model, not a curated record. NCBI's taxonomy places the organism in Eukaryota, Viridiplantae, Streptophyta, Magnoliopsida, Fabales, Fabaceae.
UUUUAUUAGGGACCCAGACCCAGUAUGGUAGAAGUGUAGCACCAGAACUCUAGAAGCGCAUUUUUGUUUUUGAUUUGCUUUUGCUACCCUAAUUGUCGUUGGCUCGUAAACGCGAGUCCAUUGCUGUUCCUCGUUUGUCUAGUAGGCAAGGGAAACAGUACGCAAAGGAAGGAAGGAAAAUGGUGUUUGGGCAAGUAGUAGUUGGUCCUCCUGGCUCUGGCAAAACAACUUAUUGCAAUGGCAUGUCUCAGUUUCUCAGUCUAAUUGGAAGGAAGGUUGCUGUUAUCAAUUUGGAUCCUGCUAAUGAUUCAUUACCCUAUGAAUGUGCUGUGAACAUUGAGGAUCUUGUGAAACUAAGUGAUGUAAUGGUGGAACAUUCGCUUGGUCCAAAUGGGGGUCUUGUGUAUUGUAUGGAUUAUCUAGAGAAAAAUAUUGACUGGUUGCAAGCAAAACUGGAACCUCUUUUGAAAGAUCACUACCUACUCUUUGAUUUUCCUGGCCAAGUGGAACUAUUUUUUCUUCAUUCAAAUGCCAAGAAUGUCAUCUUGAAACUCAUAAAGAAAUUGAACCUAAGGUUAACUGCGAUGCAUUUGAUUGAUGCCCAUCUUUGCAGUGACCCUGGGAAGUAUAUUAGUGCAUUGCUUUUAUCCUUGUCCACAAUGCUACAUCUGGAGCUCCCUCACAUAAAUGUCUUGUCAAAAAUUGAUUUAAUUGAGAGCUAUGGAAGGCUAGCAUUUAACCUUGAUUUCUAUACAGACGUGCAAGAUUUGAAAUAUUUACAAUACCAUCUUGAUCAGGAUCCUCGCUCUGCUAAGUACAGAAAGCUCACAAAGGAACUUUGUGAAGUUAUUGAAAACUUCAGUCUUGUGAGUUUUACAACCUUGGAUAUUCAGGACAAAGAAAGUGUAGGGAAUUUAGUGAAGCUUAUAGACAAAAGCAAUGGGUAUAUAUUUGCUGGCAUGGAUGCAAGUGCAGUUGAAUUUAGCAAGAUUGCAAUUGGUCCUGUUGAUUGGGAUUAUUAUAGAGUUGCAGCAGUGCAAGAGAAGUACAUGAAGGAUGAUGAAAAUAUUGAUGAUAAUGAAUAAUGGGUAAAAGGUAAAUAAUUGAAAGAGAAUGACACCUUGAUAUUGCACAGGUCAUUUAUUGUGAGAGUUUGGAUUUUCGUCCUUAUAGUAGUGAAGAUCAUGAAAACAUAAUUGAAGCAGGGGAUCUACUAGUUAGUUUCAUGAUAUUAGCUAAUUCAGGCUUCUCCAACAGCCAAAAAGUCAAUUUCCAGUUUUGGGCUGACUUUGUACUAUAUUAUAAUUACAAUCCUACAUCUUGGAGUUCCGAAUGAGAUCUUUGUUUGUUCGUUGAAGUUGAUUCAUGUUAAGUUAAGCAUCAAGCGGAGAUGUUUUCGCUUUGAUAGAGAGUUGUGUUUGGGAACCAAGUAAUAUCUAUUUAUUCGAUUAAAGUGAAUGGCAUUUUGUAAAGU